UAAUUAUCAUUUCAAACACAUAUCUACGAGUUAUCAUGGAGGUUUAUCAUACUACAUCACAGUUUGGUAUCAAACAGGUCGAAGUUAGUGGUAUUUGAUUCGUGGUCGCAUAAUCUUUCUUGUAAAAUUGAUAAACAAUGCCAGAAAACGUGCUAAAUGGAGAUCAUGUUGAUGUGAAGAAUGUUAACUGUGAAACUCAAGAAAAUGAUGAAGAAACUAACGAAGUAGACGUACAUUUUGAACCAAUAAUUUCUUUGCCAUUAAUAGAAGUAUCUAAUAAUGAAGAAGAUGAAGUUGAAAUGAUAAAAAUGAGAGCAAAAUUAUAUCGUUAUGAUUCUUCUAAUAAUCCAGCAGAGUGGAAAGAACGUGGUACUGGAGAGGUGAAGUUAUUAAGACAUAAAACAAAAAAUACAGUAAGAGUUGUAAUGCGUAGAGAUAAAACACUUAAAAUUUGUGCUAAUCAUUUUGUAACUCCUUGGAUGGAAUUGAAACCCAAUUGUGGUAGUGAUAGAGCAUGGGUAUGGAGUGUACUUGCUGACUAUGCAGAUGAACAACUUAAGCCAGAAUUACUUGCUAUAAGAUUUGCAAAUGCAGAAAAUGCAACUGUUUGGAAAGAAGCUUUUGAGAAGGCAAAGAAGAUAGUGGGCUCUGAGUGUGAAAUAUAUGCUGGCAAAAAUAACACUGAAGAAAAACAUGUUGAGAGUGAUAGUGAACCUUCUAGUGAUGUAAGUUAUAGUGAAAGUACUGAUAAUGAAGAACAAGCUAACAAAUUGACAGAAGGAGAUUUAAAAGUUGAGAGUAAUGAAACUGAAAAAGUGGAACCCUCUGAAAAACAAAUAAAAGAUGGGGAAACUAUGGAAAAAGUAGCUAAAGAACUUGAACAAUUGCAAGUUAAGGGUGUGGAGGAAAAGAAGUAAAAAUCUAUAUCUCUAUGAAUUAGAAAUGCUAACUAUAAGUGCACAUUCCAAUAUAAACAUACAUGCAUGCAUAUGCUUAAAUAUUUGAUCAUUGAAUUUAAUGUAGGAAAAUAUUUUAACAACGACGUUAAUAGACAGGUUGAACAAAUUUUCAAUUUAUAAAUAAGACGAUAUUUAUACGAUCGUUAUAUGUUAUAAGUGAUUUCUUAAUGAAGGAUAUUUUAGCAUUUAUACUAUGAUGAACAAAUUGACAUAUGUUAAAUUCAUCAGAAAUAAGAAAUUAAAAAGUAGGACAACUAUUUAAUCUUGAAUAUGCGAGAAUUUAUAUAAUUUGAAAUGUUAUUCAAUUUUUAAAAAUACUACUUAUAUGUUUUUAUAUAUUUUGGUGUGUAAUAAUAUUAAAAUUUUAGUAUUUAUGGGAACAUUAUUUCUAAAAAAAUUUGGAACUGAUCUUUUAAAUAUUUUAUUUCUUUUAAACGUUUUCUUCAAUCUUUUCACAUUUAUAUAAAUUGCAGUCUGAAAUAUUGGAAUGUAUGCAGUACAGACUAAUACCUGUAUCGUUUUAAGUUAUAAAAAAUGAGCUGUAAGAUAUUGGACUUAAAACGAUCAGUGGAUAUUUGAUUUUAAUAUGACACUAUUUUUACAAAAGUAUACAUAACAAAAUUUAUAAUACUGUACGAUGGUAAUUUUUCAUAAUUCGUCUCUGUAUAAGAAAGAAUGGAGGAUAUUACGUUUUUCUUCCA
This is a messenger RNA of Bombus impatiens (common eastern bumble bee), 1660 nucleotides long. Its product is annotated as ran-specific GTPase-activating protein. The coding region runs from base 138 to 917 and encodes 259 amino acids. Gene Ontology annotation, biological process: nucleocytoplasmic transport. Gene Ontology annotation, cellular component: cytoplasm; nuclear pore. The transcript has 4 exons. Gene Ontology annotation, molecular function: GTPase activator activity. The record is from RefSeq and is a predicted model, not a curated record. Lineage: Eukaryota; Metazoa; Arthropoda; Insecta; Hymenoptera; Apidae.